Molecule: messenger RNA, 5253 nt
Organism: Limulus polyphemus (Atlantic horseshoe crab)
Lineage: Eukaryota; Metazoa; Arthropoda; Merostomata; Xiphosura; Limulidae
Product: tight junction-associated protein 1-like
Exons: 7
Coding region: 313-1353 (346 amino acids)
Source: RefSeq, a predicted model, not a curated record
GUUCUACGGUGGAACCCGGUGGGUUAAUGUAAACGUAUCGAAAUGCAAUAAUUGCGUUACAUAGAGUGCAUAAACAUGUAUGUGUACAAAACUUUCAAGUGUGAUUUUUUUCAGUUCUGAAUGAGUAGUUUUAUUAGUUAACGUUUUACAUUCACUCAACAACGAAUAGUCAGAAUAUACAAGAGAAAUACUGAUUCUCCUGUAAUCAAUGAACAACGAGCUCACCAUUUCACGUGAUAUAUUUGUCCAGUCACAUACCGAGCUUUUCCUUGCUACAAAUACCACUCUGUCCCUGAUAGACUUGCCUAGAAUAUGGACAGAAGAAGCAAUAUUAGUGUGAUGACUGUGCUACCUCUGUCUCAGCCACGAUGCAAGCAGUGGCAGGAGUGUGGCUGUAUUUGUGACAGUUGUGUAAAUAACAACAGUCUACACCUGCACCAAGAAAUAGAACAGUUGAAAUGCCAGCUUCUUGAGAGAGAGUACCACAUUGUUCAAAUGGACACUAGUGUUAUCAACCAUGCUCAACAAUUUCCUAAUGGAGAGUGGGAAGCCCUUCGGCAGGAACUUCUCUUGUGGCAAGAAAAAUACCAAAGGUUACAUGAAAGCCAUAAGAAACUUCAAAAAGUAAACCAAGGACUUGAAGACAAACUUUUAAAAAUUGUGGACAAGUAUGAAACAGAGAAGGCUGCUUUAACAAGAGAUCUUUCUGACAUGACAACAAAAUUAGUUGAAGCUCGAUUCACUAUUACUGAGCUAGAAGAAGAAAAUGACCAGUAUAGGAAUGACUGUAACACUGCUGUGCAACUCCUUCAGUGUAAACCUUCAAACUUUGUUUCUCACAAGUACAGCUCAAUUCCUUUAGAUCUACAAGAACGGGUAAAAUCUCAUUUAAGUCAUAGAAUGAAGAGAGAAAUACAGAAUAAUAAUCCAGAAGUUCGAACAAUUCGUGUGCCUAUUCCAACUUUUCCACCAACAGCCAUGGUGUAUUCAGUAAAUAAAAUUCCAGAUAAUGGGACUGUAAAGCAAAAGGAAACUACACUAGGGAUCUCGGAGAGCUCUCCAGACUAUGUAUCAGCAGCAAUAAUGGCUAAAGUUUUAGAAGAGAGGGCCAAAGAAAGGAAUGCCAAAAAACAGUUUAUUUGUAUGGCAUGUAAAUUUAAAAAACAAUGUGUAUAUUACCAGGAUAAAGAAACCCAAACUAAAUGGCCGUCCACAUUUGUUUCAUGUUUGUCUUGUGGGAACCAGCCCAUUGAUGUUCACUCCCGGGUAAGAAGAGGGUCUUCCUCAGGCACAGAUUCCCAGUGGCAUCAAUCCCGUACCAGUUCUGUAGGUGGUACUGAGACUAUAAUAUAGGUGAUGUAGUUCCUCAUCAUACAGGCCAAAAUAAAGUAACAAGAAUUGGAUGCAUUGCAUGUUUCAUACAGGUUUGUUUUACGUGACUGUGAAAGUUUCCACAAUGGAGCCUUGGUAAAAGGAGUUUGUUAUAAUAUCUUCACCUAACCAUGAUCAUUAGUGUAAUGGAAACUGUUCAUCUGAUACAUUGUUUUGGCCCAUCCUGUAGUUCAUGGUGUUUGUUAGGAAUCACAUUUUGUAACAUGUGCCUAAAUUCUACUCUUGUGUAAAAAUCAUGGUAAGUCUUCACUGAGUACCAUACAAAAUAGGCAAAAGAAACUUAAUUUAGGCAAAUUCCAGGAUAAUGAACGUUAUUUUUAGAAAAGUUUUGAUGUAUUUGUGUAUCAUACUGAAGCCAUACUCUAUUCCCGUAUGUAAGGUUAUUAGUCCUUGGACUUUCAGUGAAGCCUGUAUACAUGAUGAACUACAUUAUGCAUUUAUUUUAUAAUGUGACUUUAAAAAUGGUUUAUAUUUAACAUUUCUGUAUAUAAUGAGGUUCAAAUGAACAGUGAAGCUAUUAUGGUCUAUAUAAUUCUUUGCAAAAACUGGACAAACUACUGUGUUCUGAUUGUUUGCCCAACAGUUUGGUGAAAACAAUUGCUUGAAUAUUAUUCUUUUUUGAUUUAAAUUACAUUACUAAAUUUUUUUUUACCAAAAAAUUCAAAAUUUUUUAAUUUCAUAACAUUCUCCUGAAGUAUUGUUAAACAAUAGUUUUUGUUUGCAUUUUAAACCAAGUAGGCAAAAAAGAUGUUUAAAUUGGUAAAGAGUAUAAUAUAUUUAAUACCUAUUGUUAAAUUAAUAUCUUGAAGAAUGUUGGAACAUUUAUGUGGACAUUCAUUUUACUGAAAGGAAAUAUAAUAAUGCAUAAACUUAAAUGCCAUUAAAAUUUUAUGCACAUACAAGUAAUUCUAAUACUUAUUUACUACAAUGUGUGUCAGUAAAUGAUGUUUCAGUUAUCAUGUUACACAUUUUAACGUAUCUUAUGGAUAAUGUGAAAUUACAGUAUUUUUUAGAAAAUGCUAAUCAAACAUAUGUCUGUUUAUAGAGAUUAAGGUAGAUCUCAAAUAUAUUCAAAUUAUGUACUGAUCAUACUUAAUAUCAAUAUAUUUGUGCAGUUUAGGCAGUACUGUCACUGCCUUUAGUGCCUAAAUCAUUUAGACUACAUUAAUCCUUUCACUGUAACAGCAGUAUGUAUUCCUUACAUGGAACUUUUUUCCCCUAUUUUUAUUUUGUUAUAAUGUUACCAUUUAGGCUAUUUACUUUCAAAGCCACUAUAACAAGUUUAUGAAGUCAUAGUAGAAUCUUUUGUUUUGUGACCUCCUAUUCAUUCAUUAGAACACUCAAAAAUCCCCCCCCCCCAGGUCCCAAUAUUUCCCUAUCUGCACCAGCAAUAAUUCCAUAUGUUUCAUCAUCUGGUAUUCAUAACUUACUUAGGAUAAAUCUUGCUUUUAUUUUUAUAGGAAAAUAGGGAAGGAAGCCUCUUGUAAGAGCAUAGUUGGUCUUGCUUUUAUCUUUUGAGACAACAGGAAUGAAAACAUCUUGUACAAGUGAAAACAUAGUUUAUCUUAUUCUUUUAUUUUUUGGUUUAUCAUGAUUAAAAAGUGAUAAUCUGUAAAAGUAAAUUAGUAAAUGUAGGAGAAACUCCAGGAUUUAUCCCAAACUUCUGUGAAAGUAUGUUAUUCUGCUAAAGAUAUGUACUAGUCAUAAAACAUAUAACCAGUAGAAAACUUUGAGAUUUCCCUGGGAUACAUUAUAUGCAUAGCCAAGGCAAUUAUAUCUUGAUGGGAAUAUAAGGAAAGGAAAGUUAGUGUUUGGUGUAUAUUCUUCAGCAUAGUGUAGCAAAAGGGUUAAUAUCUUAUAGUUUAUGAUGGGAUUUGAAAACUUUCAACUUUUUUAUUAUGAAUGUUGUAAUAAAUAUUAGUAUAUUCCACCAUUUAAUGUGGUAAACUUUUGUAAUAUAAAAUUCUAUUUAGAUGAUAGAAUUUAUGCAUUACGUAGUUGUGUACUGAACAUAACUUCAAUUAAUUGUGCUUCUGAUGGAGAUAUGCAUAUUGACUGUAUGUUUUCGACUUUGAUUAGUAGCCAGUUUCCUAAUUCUGCAGUUGUUGCAGAACACCUCACUUUACAAUCCAUUUUUUGUAUAUACAAAGCCUAUGUAUUAAUUUCAUGUAUUGUGAAUUAUUGUACAUAAUACUUUCUGUAUUAAAAGACAAAACAAGAAUGUUCUGUCACACUAAAAACAUUGUAAUUUCAACACUUAAAAAAACUAGUUGUUUGAACUAUUUGACUUACUGUUUUUUUAGGGCUUGGCAUAGCCUAGUGGUUAGCAUUCUGGGUUGUGGAUUGAAGGGUCUAGGGUUUGACAUAUUAUCCAAAUGAACAUGCUCUGCUCUUUCAACUGUGUCAGUUCCAUUUCUUAGUUUCAAGAGCCAGAUAAAGCCAUUGUGGUAUCAUGCUGCUGAGUAGCUCAAAAUUAGGAACAGUCAUAUCUGAAUCCUAGGGUGCACAUAAGGUGCUGUUCAGGUUGAAAAUUGUAUUUCUCAUAUUUUAGAACGUAAUUCUAGCUGUCAAGUAAACCAUCAUGGAGUUGUAUGCUUUAAAAUCUGUUGUAAAAAAUUAUUUAACUUCGAAGAUAAUCUUCAUGCAAAGACAAUAUUUAUAAGAACUCAACAUGUUAAAAUCUCUUAUUUUGAUAAAUAACAGGAAUAAUGAGAAAGACUUUAUCAAGUGAAAUAUAACUUUCAGUUAUAGAUUCUUUGUAUUCUACUUUAGUGUAACUUACAUUAAGUUUCCUGUACAUCAGUGUAAGGUGAUUCUACCAUAGAUUAUAUAUAUAUAGUUUUAUCUAAUAAUAAAUACUAUUGUUUUGCAAGUUUUAAUUUGUAAACAAAAAUUUGAUGCUUCAAUUAUGAAUAUUCAAAUAUAUAAGACCAUAGUAACUUAUGUAUGGUAACUACUGACUUACUAAAAGUGUAUUGCUGCUUCAAAGAUUAUAUUUAAAAUUAUUAGGUAGAGACUGAUAUGAAUAAUGAUGUUUCAUAUUUCGCAUGAUAUUGUUAGUAAUCUGUAGAUAAAAUACAGAAGAAUGUAUUAUAAAAUUCUCACAAAGAUUAUGAUCCAAACAAAACCACAAAUAUUGUUCACGUUAUCAAAAUAAACAGCAAAUUACAAAAGCACAUUGUAAAAACAUGUUAUAAAAUUAACACUAUUCACCUGGUAUCAUCUCAUGCAUACUUUUGUUGGUGUAAUAACAUUUCUACUUGAAGAUUUCAGAUUAUAAGGUUUAUACUGUUACUCUUGUUGGAAGAUUUAAAACUACCAAAUUAUCUUUAACUCUCCAAAUUUUAAUUCAAACAGUUUCAACAUAAAUUACCAGUGGCCAUAAGACAAGUUUUUGUUUUGUUAAAUGUUUAGUUAUUUGAUUCUUUGGAAUAUAAUUAAAAAGGUACCUUUAUGUAUGAUUUGAAAUACUGUAAUGUGGUAUUUUGUAGGAUCAUGAGGAUUAUUGAAAACGUGUAUACUUGAUUAUUUUAGUUAAUAAUAUUAUAAAAGUGUCUACAAAUAUGAAGAAGUUACAAAAAAAAAAUUCAAGACAGGUUAUCAAUACAUCACAACUGUUUAGUGCCCAUAAAACUUGAGUUUUAAUAUCUAACUUAAAAUGGAAGCUUCAGAAAUGUUCAGAUGCUUUGAGGGGUAUUAACACUUACAACAGUGAAAUAAAUGUACAAUCAGCUUUGGUACCCUGAAAUUUAUUUUUGGGCUACUGCUUGAGAAAAUGUUUUGUAGCUGAAUAAGGCUUGGUAUGCAAAAUGUAUCUGGUGUAAUGUGCUUCCAACUUACGCUAAUAAAUGUUACAUGUUA